This is a messenger RNA of Rotaria sp. Silwood2, 1278 nucleotides long. Lineage: Eukaryota; Metazoa; Rotifera; Eurotatoria; Philodinida; Philodinidae. The record is from the annotation of a GenBank genome assembly.
AUGAUAAAAGCGUGUCUUUUAUAUCAGUCAUAUACGCCAGUAGAUUCGAUCUUCUUAUUUCAGAAUGGAAAUAAAUAUAAUCGUUUAUUAGAUAGUUUAAAUCAACGUAUUGUUCUACUUGAUGAAGCAAUUCAUGAACGAAAUGAAUUCGAUAGACAAAAUGAUCAUCUUCAAAUACUUUAUAAACAAUUAGAAAAUAAAUUUACAAAACAAAAACAACUAAAACUAUCGGAUAUUAAUUAUCCAUCAAAUGAACAACGUUUAGAACAAUUUAAACAAUUAUUAAAAUAUCUUGAUGAAACAAUAAAUAAUUUUAAAGAAGUAAUACGUAUACAACGUUUAUUAACUAAUAAAGGUCAUCGUAUUGAUUUUCGUAUUGGUGGUGAAUUAAAUGCAAAUUUAAAAAAUCUUGAUGGACAAAUACAUAAUGAAAUAGAACGAAUUGAAAGAGCUUUACAAAUUGAAAAUGAUUUUCAUCAUUUAGAUAAAGAACUUGAUUCAUAUUUACAAAUAUCUUCGGAACAAUUAAAAUCAUCUCAACAUCAUCAAGAUAAAGGAAUUAUUUUUCAGACUAUUUUUGAUCGUUUACAACAAGCUGAACAUGAAUUAAAUAAAUUAAUUCAACUUAGUGAACGUCUUAUUAAUGAUCUACCUCGUUCAAAAUAUGAACAAUUAAAACGUAUUAUUGAACAUCGUCAAGAACAUCUUCAAACAUUAAAUAAAACAUGUCAACAAGCACGUAGUGAACAUAAACAUAUGAUUAAAACACAACAUAGAUUAAAUGAAGAUUUAAUAAUAAUUAAUGAUUGGUUUAGAAGGCUUAUACAAGAUUUAACUCAACCACUUGAACUUAAUUUAUCAUUAAAUAAUGUUAAUGAUCUUCAAGAUUCCAUGAAUCAACUUGCAAUAUCAAUAAAACAACGUUUAGUUCGUAUUGAACAAGCUCUUCGUGAUGAGCCAAAUCUUAUUAGUUUAAGUGAUGUAGAAAUUCGAGAACGAUUAAAUACUGUCGAACAACUUAAAUAUCAAGUUAAAAGUCAUCUUAAUAAACAACGUAUUAUUCUUGAUGAUAUUCAUCAAGGUAUUACUCAAUAUAUUAAACUUACGAGUGAAGUUAAAACAGUUAUUUGUAAUCGAAUAUCAUCUACAUCAACAACAUUUCAUAUAUCUGAUCAAGAUGGUACAAUCCAAAAUUUACGUCAUAUGCUUGAUCAUUUAUCACCAUCAAUUGAACAAUUAAAAUUAAAAUCGAAAUCAAUUUUAACUAAUUCGCAAUAA